Molecule: messenger RNA, 6943 nt
Organism: Chrysoperla carnea
Lineage: Eukaryota; Metazoa; Arthropoda; Insecta; Neuroptera; Chrysopidae
Gene: rudimentary
Product: CAD protein
Exons: 11
Coding region: 42-6836 (2264 amino acids)
Biological process (GO): L-citrulline biosynthetic process; 'de novo' pyrimidine nucleobase biosynthetic process; L-glutamine metabolic process
Cellular component (GO): cytoplasm; cytosol
Molecular function (GO): amino acid binding; carbamoyl-phosphate synthase (glutamine-hydrolyzing) activity; aspartate carbamoyltransferase activity
Source: RefSeq, a predicted model, not a curated record
AAGAGCCGAAUAAAAUUUUUUUAUAAACGGAAAUUAUUGAAAUGUGUUUAACUUUGCAUGAAAAGCGAAGUGUGUGUAGUUUAAUAUUAGAAGAUGGAACAAUUUUACAAGGAAAAUCAUUUGGAGCCGCUGUUAAUUCCGAUGGUGAAGUCGUAUUUCAAACGGGAAUGGUCGGAUACCCCGAAUCACUAACGGAUCCUUCAUAUCAUUCCCAGCUAUUAAUUUUAACUUAUCCACUAAUCGGCAAUUAUGGAAUUCCAAAUGAACAAAAAGAUGAACAUGGUUUACCUUACUGGUUUGAAUCUAAUCGAAUAUGGGCAGCCGGAUUGGUUGUUGAUGAAUUAUGUGAAGUCCCAAGCCAUUGGAGACAUUCGCAAACGUUAGAUCAAUGGAUGAAAAACGAAGGUGUUCCCGGAAUAUCUGGAAUUGACACACGUGCAUUAACGAAAAAAAUUCGUGAAAAGGGAACAAUUCUUGGCCGAAUUAUUCAAGGUAUACCAACAGAUGCAGACUUAGGAAAUUUCAAAGAUCCCAAUUCGAAUAAUUUGGUUGCAUCAGUAUCCAUAAAGGAACCAAAAAUUUAUAAUCCUAAUGGUUUUCCUAAAAUUUGUGCAAUUGACUGUGGAAUGAAAUUUAAUCAAAUUCGAUGUUUUCUUCAACGAAAUGUUCGCCUUGAAGUAGUACCGUGGAAUACAUCAUACGCUAAAGGGUUCAAUUUCUUUGAUUACGAUGGAAUUUUUAUCAGUAACGGACCCGGAGAUCCAAAAAUGUGCAAAGAAACAGUCGAAAAUUUAAAAAUACUAUUAUCUGAAAUGGAUAAGAAAAAAGUUAUUAUCCCAAUAUUUGGAAUUUGUUUAGGACAUCAACUUUUAUCUGUUGCUGCUGGAUUUAAUACUACCAAAAUGAGGUAUGGAAAUCGUGGACAUAAUCAACCUUGUAUCCACCAUGGAACGAACCGAUGUUAUAUGACUUCACAAAAUCACGGAUUUGCUGUUGACACUAAAACAUUACCAUCAGAUUGGGAAUCUUUAUUUACAAAUGCUAAUGACAAAACUAAUGAAGGAAUUAUUCACAAAUCUAAACCCUAUUUUAGUGUCCAGUUCCAUCCUGAACAUACAGCAGGUCCUACAGAUUUAGAAUGUUUGUUUGACGUAUUCCUUGAAACUAUAAAAAUGAGUAUUGAGAAGAAAGAUUUUAGUCUUAAAAGUUACUUAAAAAAUUGUUUAACUUAUAAACCAAAAGAAAUUUCAACAUAUGAUAAUCCAAAAAAAAUACUCAUCAUCGGAUCUGGUGGACUAUCAAUCGGCCAAGCCGGUGAAUUUGAUUACUCUGGCUCACAGGCUAUCAAAGCUUUGAAGGAAGAGAAUAUACAAACAGUUUUAAUAAAUCCGAACAUAGCCACUGUUCAAACAUCGAAAGGUUUAGCUGAUAAAGUAUACUUUUUACCCUUAGUUCCAGAGUAUGUCGAACAAGUUAUUCGAUCUGAAAGACCUGGUGGGGUUUUACUUACAUUCGGUGGACAAACUGCUUUAAACUGUGGUGUUGAAUUAGAAAAAGCAGGAGUAUUUAAAAAGUAUGGUUGCAAAAUAUUAGGAACUCCUAUUCAAUCAAUUAUAGAAACAGAAGACCGUAAAAUGUUUGCAGAAAAAGUCAAUGAAAUUGGUGAGAAAGUCGCACCAAGUGCUGCGGUUUAUUCUGUUGAAGAAGCUUUAGAAGCUGCUAAUGUUAUUGAAUACCCUGUAAUGGCUAGAGCUGCUUUUUCAUUGGGUGGUUUAGGAUCAGGAUUUGCAAAUAAUAAAGAACAAUUGAAAUCUUUAGCAGUACAGGCUUUAGCACAUUCUAAUCAGUUAAUUAUAGAUAAAUCACUCAAAGGAUGGAAAGAAGUUGAAUACGAAGUAGUUAGGGAUGCAUUUGACAAUUGCAUAACUGUGUGUAAUAUGGAAAAUGUAGAUCCGUUAGGAAUACAUACUGGGGAAUCGAUUGUUGUUGCUCCUAGUCAAACUUUAUCCAAUCGUGAAUAUAAUAUGUUAAGAACUACUGCCAUAAACGUUAUCCGUCAUUUCGGAGUAGUUGGUGAAUGUAAUAUUCAAUACGCUUUAAACCCACAUUCAGAAGAGUAUUAUAUUAUUGAAGUAAAUGCACGUUUAUCAAGAAGUUCUGCUUUGGCAAGCAAAGCAACUGGUUAUCCACUAGCUUACGUGGCUGCCAAAUUGGCACUAGGAAUUUCACUAGUUGAUAUAAAAAAUUCAGUUACUGGUGAGACCACAGCUUGUUUUGAACCUAGUUUGGAUUAUUGUGUGGUAAAAAUUCCUCGCUGGGAUCUCAGUAAAUUUGCCCGUGUCAGUACAAAAAUAGGUAGUUCAAUGAAAAGUGUUGGAGAAGCUAUGGCAAUUGGUAGAAAAUUCGAAGAAGCAUUUCAAAAAGCAUUGAGAAUGGUUGACGAAAAUGUAAUGGGUUUUGAUCCACGUUUACAAAAAAUUAAUGAAGAAGAUCUAAAAGAACCAACGGAUAAACGAAUGUUUGUACUUGCUGCUGCUUUAGAUGCAAAUUAUUCUGUUGAUUAUUUGCAUGAAUUAACGAAAAUUGAUUGUUGGUUUUUACAAAAAAUGAAAAAUAUUAUUGAUUUACAUCAAUUAUUAGGAAAAUUAGAUCAACAAUCUGUUUCCAGAGAAAUAUUAUUACAAGCAAAACGUUAUGGUUUUUCUGAUAAACAAAUAGCCAGUAUUGUGAAAAGCACGGAACUUAGUAUACGAAAACAAAGAGCAGAAUCUGGAAUAUUACCAUUUACAAAACAAAUUGAUACUGUUGCUGCAGAAUGGCCAGCUACUACAAAUUACUUAUAUUUAACCUACAAUGCAUCAACUCAUGACAUAGAAUACCCUGGGGGAUAUACAAUGGUUAUUGGUUCUGGAGUUUAUCGUAUUGGUAGUUCGGUUGAAUUUGAUUGGUGUGCUGUCGGGUGUUUAAGAGAAUUAAGAAAUCUCAACAAGAAAACUAUAAUGGUUAAUUAUAAUCCUGAAACUGUGAGCACAGAUUACGAUAUGUGUGAUCGUUUAUAUUUCGAAGAAAUAUCAUUUGAAGUAGUUAUGGAUAUUUAUAAUUUAGAAAAUCCUGAAGGUGUAAUAUUAUCAAUGGGUGGUCAAUUACCGAAUAAUAUAGCCAUGGAUUUACAUCGACAACAAGCAAGGAUUUUAGGAUCAUCACCUGAAUCUGUUGAUGGUGCUGAAAAUAGAUUUAAAUUUUCUCGUAUGUUAGAUCGUAUUGGUAUUAUGCAACCAAGAUGGAAAGAGUUAACUAAUUUAGAAUCGGCAAUCAAAUUUUGUGAAGAAGUUGGAUAUCCAUGUUUAGUUAGACCUUCGUAUGUUUUAAGUGGUGCCGCAAUGAAUGUUGCUCAUUCCAAUCAAGAUUUGGAAACGUAUUUGAAUGCAGCUAGUGAUGUUAGCAAAGAACAUCCAGUUGUUAUUUCUAAAUUUUUAUUGGAAGCGAAAGAAAUUGAUGUAGAUGCAGUUGCUUGUGAUGGAACCAUAUUAUGUAUGGCUGUAUCAGAGCAUGUAGAAAAUGCUGGAGUACAUUCUGGAGAUGCAACUUUAGUAACCCCACCACAAGAUAUUAAUAAAGAAACUUUGGCUAAAAUAAGAGCUAUCUGUAAAGCGAUAGCUGCGUCACUGGAAGUAACAGGACCGUUUAAUAUGCAGUUAAUAGCAAAGGACAAUGAUCUGAAAGUAAUCGAAUGUAACGUUCGAGUAUCUCGGUCAUUCCCAUUUGUGUCAAAAACAUUGAAUCAUGAUUUUGUGGCAAUGGCAACACGAGUUAUUGUCGGAGUUCCAGUUGAACCCGUUGACGUUCUUCAUGGUUGUGGAAAAGUUGGCGUUAAAGUACCUCAGUUUUCAUUUUCUCGUUUAUCUGGAGCAGAUUUCAUGUUAGGUGUAGAAAUGGCAUCCACAGGUGAAGUUGCUUGCUUUGGUGAAGAUCGUUAUGAGGCGUAUUUGAAAGCAAUUAUGAGCACUGGAUUCAAUAUUCCAAAAAAAUCUAUUUUAUUAUCAAUUGGUAGUUUUAAACAUAAAAUGGAAUUAUUACCAAGUAUGAGAUCUCUUAGGCAUAUGGGAUUCAAAUUAUAUGCUAGUAUGGGAACGGCUGACUUCUACAACGAACAUGGAGUUGAUGUUGAAUCGGUGCAAUGGACAUUCGAAAAAAUCGAUGAUAGUGCUAGCCAAGGUGAAUUAAAGCAUCUAGCCGAGUUUUUAUCGAAUAAAAAAUUUGAUAUGGUUAUUAAUUUACCUAUGCGAAAUGGCGGAGCACGACGUGUUUCAACAUUUAUGACUCAUGGCUAUCGAACACGACGAUUAGCUAUUGAUUAUUCUAUACCUUUAAUUACUGACGUAAAAUGUACAAAACUUUUAGUUGAGGCUAUAAGGAAGAUAGGAUUUGCAAAAUCACCACCAAUGAAAACUCACACAGACUGUGUUACUUCGCGCGAAGUCAUAAAACUGCCUGGAUUUAUUGAUGUGCAUGUUCAUGUCCGCGAACCUGGUGCUGAACAUAAAGAAGAUUAUGCUUCUUGUACAGCGGCUGCUUUAUCUGGAGGUGUUACACUUAUAUGUGCAAUGCCAAAUACUAAUCCAGCUAUUGUCGAUCAUGAAAGUUUUGAUUUAGUUCAAAAACGGGCUCAUGCAGGAGCUCGAUGUGAUUAUGCAAUUUUUGUUGGAGCAUCAUCCACAAAUUUUAAUACCAUACCCGAAUUAGCACAGCAUGCAGCUGGUUUGAAAAUGUAUUUAAAUGAAACGUAUACCACUCUGAAAUUAGAUGACUUAGGCAUUUGGCUAAAACAUUUUACUAACUGGCCAAAAUGGGCACCUCUAUGUGUUCAUGCUGAAAGUCAAACAACAGCAGCUGCUUUACUUUUAGCCACAUUUCAUAAUCGUCCUAUACACGUUUGUCACGUUGCUCGUAAAGAAGAGAUUCAAAUUAUUAAAGCCGCAAAAGAAAAAGGAUUGAAAGUAACUUGCGAAGUGUGUCCACAUCAUUUAUUCUUAUCAACUGAUGACAUUGAAAAAAUUGGUAUAAAACAAUCUAGUGUGAGGCCAGUUUUGGGAACUCCAGAAGACGUAGAAGCAUUAUGGGCUAAUCUUGAUAUCAUAGAUUGUUUUUCAACAGAUCAUGCUCCGCAUACAGUUGAAGAAAAAUCUGGAGAAAAAGCUCCACCUGGUUUUCCAGGCGUUGAAACUAUACUUCCAUUAUUACUAAAUGCAGUUCAUGAAGGGAAGUUAACACUAGAGGAUCUUAUCGAUAAAUUUCACAGAAACCCUAGGAAAAUAUUUAAUUUACCUGAGCAACCGAACACUUAUGUUGAAGUGGAUAUGGAUGAAGAAUGGAUUAUUCCAGAAGCUAUGCCAUUUAGUAAAUCAAGAUGGACUCCAUUUGCUGGGAAAAAAAUUCGUGGGGCUGUACAACGCGUAGUUUUAAGAGGUGAAAUUGCCUAUGUCGAUGGUCAAAUAUUAGUUCCACCGGGAUACGGACAAGAUGUACGUAAAUGGUCAAAUAAAAAAAUAUAUACUACACCAGAAAAAAGAGUUAGACAUAAAAGUAUUGGAGAAGAUGAUCUCCGGUUAUCUGCUGGAAAUUUACCAGAUAGUCGUCCUUCUUCAGCAUUAGAUUUUCAUACAUUUUCUGAAAAGAUAUUUGAAGAGCAGCCUGAUAGACAAACAAAUGAAAUAUUUUCAAAUCUACUUUCGGAAAGACCAAAGUCUGCUGUUCACUUCUCUAGAGAAUUUAAUGUUGAUUCUAGAGAUUUUAUGCGAAGUGGUGGAUAUCGUAGUACUUCACCUAUUCCUUUCGCAAAUUUACUUCGAUACAAAAGUGAAAGCAAUCCAAAAUUAGCAAUUGAACCGAUUGUCCAUCAUACAGCUAAUUUUGAUCUGACCGGAAAACAUAUUUUAAGUGUAGAUAUGUUUUCAAAAGAGCAAUUGAAUGAUAUAUUUAAUUUGGCGGAAUCAUUUCGGAAUUAUGUAACAAAAGAUCGCCCAUUAGAUCAUAUUCUAAAAGGCAAAAUAAUGGCUUCUGUAUUUUAUGAAGUUAGUACACGUACCAGUUGCAGUUUUUCAGCGGCAAUGCAACGUCUUGGUGGUCGAGUUAUUGAUAUGAAUGAAUCAAGUUCAUCAACGAAGAAAGGUGAAACACUGGAGGAUUCAAUAUCAGUUAUGGCUGGAUAUGCAGAUGUAGUUGUUUUAAGGCAUCCACAGCCUGGUGCUGUAGGGAAAGCUGCGCAGCAUUGUCGUAAACCUUUAAUUAAUGCUGGUGAUGGUGUAGGCGAACAUCCUACGCAAGCUCUACUAGAUAUUUUUACCAUUCGAGAAGAAAUUGGUACUGUUAAUGGUUUAACGAUAACAUUAGUUGGUGAUUUAAAGAACGGCCGAACAGUACAUUCGUUGGCACGCUUAUUAACUUUAUAUAAUGUACAAUUGAAUUACGUUAGUCCUGCUGGUCUGGGUAUGCCUCAUCACAUUAUGAAGUAUGUAGCAUCGAAAGGAAUUCAACAACAGGAAUAUAAUAGUCUGGAACAAGUAUUACCUGAUUCAGAUGUUCUCUAUAUGACUAGAAUCCAACGUGAACGUUUUAAUACUCAAGAAGAAUAUGAUAAGGCUUGUGGUCACUUUAUUGUUACACCUCAAUUAAUGACACGUGCGAAAAGAAAAAUGGUUGUAAUGCAUCCGUUACCAAGAGUGUUUGAAAUUAGUGCUGAAUUUGAUACAGAUCCACGUGCGGCAUAUUUCCGUCAAGCUGAAUGUGGAAUGUAUGUUCGAAUGGCUUUAUUAGCGAUGGUGCUUGGAAAAUGUUAAACUUUUUACAUUCCAUUUAUUGAUAUUAUCAAAUCAAAUAUUAUAUGAAAUAUUUAAAUUUGCAUUUAUUUUAAAUUUUUAUUAUAGAAUUUCAAUUUGUUUUUAAU